Protopolystoma xenopodis is the source of this 804-nucleotide messenger RNA. The record is from the annotation of a GenBank genome assembly. Lineage: Eukaryota; Metazoa; Platyhelminthes; Monogenea; Polystomatidea; Polystomatidae.
CCUCAGUUGCCUGCCAAACCCGAAAAGCUUGUCUUCUCUACGACCUCAUACUCGUUGUCACUGAGGUCUGUACUAUCGGCCUGCUGGUUGUGUCGGCGGCGGCGUCAAACUGAGACCGGUCUCAUCAGCCGACCAGACCUGAUUAUUUCUGGGCAGGCCCCAGACAAAAGGAAAGUGCCUGCUAUCAACAGUAUUGACUUUUCUUGUCCCUCCCGUGCUCUGUCGUCGAACAGCUCUGGUACAUGCCGUCCAGCAAAGUCCCGCUUACUUCGCUCCUCCUCGUGUCCAUGCUUAGCCGAAGCCCAGUUGCACAAGUCCUCGUCUCAAACACUUCCUUCUGUCUCUGUUAGUCCGACAAGCCGGUUUCCAGACUCUCCGAACGAGCUCAUUUCCCGCCAUCCAAUCAAUGACUAUUUGCAUGCCAAAUUGUCUUUUACAGAUCAAACUGCCCCUUUGGCAACUCCUGAAUCUAUACAACGUGUUCUAGCACGACUCGUGUUCGACUGGUCUACACCGAUUGAACCAGUGCCAAUGACUGCCUCCUAUUCUAAAGACGUUCUGCGAGCAGAAACGAGUUGGAUAUUUCCAUUUCUUCUCCUGGGUAACAUGUACGAUGCAACCAAUGAACGAGUACUCAGGGAACUUGGAGUGACUCAUGUGCUAAAUGCUACAACCCGUGCCCCAUUUGCUGAUGAGUCCCGUUACGUGUGCUAUCGAGUGCCUGCCAGCGACAUUCAUAGUCAGGAUUUGAAGCAAUACUUCACGACGAACUUCGCUUUUAUUGGUUGGUUAUACCGAUUGUGA